CCCACCUCUCCCUGGCUGCGGGGACCGCAGGGAUGUUCCCGGCUCAGGAGGAGGCUGACAGGACCGUGUUUGUGGGCAAUUUAGAGGCCCGAGUACGGGAAGAGAUUCUUUACGAGCUGUUCCUUCAGGCCGGGCCACUAACCAAAGUGACUCUUUGCAAAGAUAGAGAUGGAAAGCCGAAGUCCUUUGGUUUUGUCUGCUUCAAGCAUCCUGAAUCUGUGUCUUAUGCCAUAGCUUUGCUAAAUGGAAUUCGUUUGUAUGGAAGACCAAUUAAUGUGCAGUAUCGGUUUGGUAGUUCUCGCUCUUCUGAACCAGCUAGCCAAAGUUUUGAGAGCUGUGUUAAGAUAAACUCACACAGCUUCAGGAAUGAAGAAAUGCUGGGCAGAUCUUCGUUUCCCAUGCACUUUUUCCCAAUUUCAAAUGCUGCUUUACCUCAAGAAUAUUUUUUCUUUCAGAAAACGCACUGGCACACGCACAGUCCAAUGUUGCAGCCUCCCUUCUACGACAUGACAGCGUCCCUUCCCAACAGUGCAUCUGGAUCGCACUCCUUAAACCUCGAGGCUGGACCCAGCUCCUACGAGUGGACUCACCAGCAACCAAGUGACCCUGACCUUUAUCAGAGGAACAAACGAAAGAGGGAAAGGCAAGCCAGCGACACCGACAGUAGCUCAGAAGACAAGAGAGGGAAUGAAGGGAGCCAGAAACACCAGAAAUGCAAAAGGAAGAAGAAAUACCAGUGAAAUAUAUCUGCACUGCGGUCAACUCUCUAAAAAAAAAAUCUAUUGUACCAAAUGA
Molecule: messenger RNA, 795 nt
Organism: Peromyscus maniculatus bairdii (prairie deer mouse)
Lineage: Eukaryota; Metazoa; Chordata; Mammalia; Rodentia; Cricetidae
Gene: Rbm11
Product: RNA binding motif protein 11
Biological process (GO): regulation of alternative mRNA splicing, via spliceosome
Cellular component (GO): nucleus
Molecular function (GO): single-stranded RNA binding
Source: RefSeq, a predicted model, not a curated record